AUGGACAAAAAGGUGGAACGCGAGGGGGCUGAAGUGAGGAGAUCAUCAUCAAUGCAGAAUCUUCAAUGGGGAAUUACUUUGCCAACCACUGAAAAAGAAUUUCUGCAACAAGAGAAACAUAGCUCUAAUCUUCCAUCUCCGAAAAGGAAAAAUGAAAUGAAGAGGAAAGCGGCCCAACAAGAAAGCUGGGAAAAGAUGGCAUAUCCUACGAAAGAAAAUGGACUUGGCACUAGGUCUCUUAGUGAUGUGCUUGAUGCUUUUUUCAUGCAAAAUGUGGUGGAAGCUCUUGUCAAAAACGGGAAUCAUGUUGAAAGCAUUCGGCAUAACUUCUUUGAAUGUUCUUAUGCUAAACAUUGGAGACAUUUUGGAGCGAUUAUGGUCUUUGCAAACAAUGAAAUUUUGGAUUUUGAUGAUCUUUCAUCUACAUGGUGGACAAGAAGACAAUCUUCAAAGCUGACUUGGAAGCUACAGAUUCUCCUCCCCUCUCUCAUUUGUUGGCAGCUGUGGAAAUGUAGGAAUAAAGCUAUUUUUGAGUCAACAAUAAUCUCUCCACACAUUGCAGUGAGACUUAUUGUCCAAGAUCUACACAUUAUGGCAAAAGCGGUGCCUUUUAAAGCAUCCUCAGCCAAGGAUUCAAGCUUUGUAACUGCAUGA
Messenger RNA from Oldenlandia corymbosa var. corymbosa, 654 nucleotides. Lineage: Eukaryota; Viridiplantae; Streptophyta; Magnoliopsida; Gentianales; Rubiaceae. The record is from the annotation of a GenBank genome assembly.